This is a messenger RNA of Branchiostoma belcheri (Belcher's lancelet), 2292 nucleotides long. RefSeq names its product cAMP-responsive element modulator-like. Gene Ontology annotation, biological process: regulation of transcription by RNA polymerase II. The record is from RefSeq and is a predicted model, not a curated record. Gene Ontology annotation, molecular function: DNA-binding transcription factor activity, RNA polymerase II-specific; RNA polymerase II cis-regulatory region sequence-specific DNA binding. Gene Ontology annotation, cellular component: transcription regulator complex; nucleus. NCBI's taxonomy places the organism in Eukaryota, Metazoa, Chordata, Leptocardii, Amphioxiformes, Branchiostomatidae. The transcript has 3 exons. Bases 99 to 530 code for a protein of 143 amino acids.
UUGUUUUUUGUUUUUUUGCAACGACAGCGGGGCAAACCAUUCAGAUUGCGGCGGCCAACCAGAAUGAGCUGACCACGCAGGGCUUGCAGACGAUCACGAUGACGAAUGCGGGCCAGGGCGCGGUGACGGCAGCGGCCAUGCCAGCCGGCACCACCAUCGUACAGUACACACAGGGAGACGGAUCGCAACAGUUCGUCACUGUUCCAGUUUCCAUCUCUCCAGCCGGCGAGGUCCAGGCCUACCAGAUCCGAGCGCCGUCCUCGCUUCCAGCCGGGGUCGUCAUGGCAACGCCCACCGGCAUCACCAGCCCCCAGCAGCUGGCCGAGGAGUCAGCGCGGAAGCGUGAGCUGAGACUUAUGAAGAACAGGUACAAAAACAGAGAGGCAGCAAGAGAGUGCCGACGGAGGAAGAAAGAGUACGUCAAAUGCCUGGAAACUCGCGUGGCCGUCCUGGAACAGCAGAACAAAACCCUCAUCGAAGAGCUCAAGUCCCUCAAAGAGCUCUAUUGUCACAAGACAGAGACAGAGUAGCCGUAGGAUUUUGUACUUCCGAGAAGGGAAAGAAAGAAAAGUUAGCAUUUUUUGGUGCAAAAAGACAACAGAAAAAAUCUUGAAGUCUAUCCAUCCACAUGUCCACUGUCGUAGAGAAAGGGUUUGUGUGUUGUGCACACGUUUGGGGAGACGCAAAUAUCCUGACAUGUUUCGUAUUCUUGUUAACCGUGCAGAGUGGCAGCCAGGGAGUGCCGGAAGAAGAAGAAAGAGUAUGUGAAGUGUCUGGAAAAUCGCGUGGCUGUACUUGAACAGCAAAACAAGGCUCUGAUUGAGGAACUGAAACAGCUAAAAGACCUCUAUUGUCACAAGAACGAGUAGAGGAUGGUUCCGACUCACGGUUCGGGGUGGUUGGGGGCAACUUGUCAUUUGUGUGAGUUGUCGGCAUUUCCACUUGUAAAUAUUGGUGCUGUCUUAGGUUUUAUGGGGUCUUUUCAUGGUGUAUGUGAAUCUGUACAACGUCAACUGGGAAACGUAUAGUCUGGUAUAACUGCUGUCAAGUGUACACGUAUGUAUCCCUGAGUGGUUUAAAAAGGGGGAUUGAGAAUGCAGUACAACUUGUGUUGUGUACUAGUGUCGGCCGUACCACCUCCACACAACUUGUGUAUAAAUGCUGAUGUAUGUAGAUUUAAACAUGUGAUACGAGGGAGAGAAGGAACGACAGGUUUGCAGUCCUGAUGUCUGUACAGAGAAAGAGCUUCACACACGUCGGCUUUGUCAGAGUGUAGUGGACAGUUGUGGUCUUGUGGUCCAAGCUCAUGUCUUGUUAUGUUGCUGAAAUUUAAAAACAAGUCGACAAAAUUCACAUGUCCAGAGGUCAGAAGAAAAAGCACAUUGUCGUGAUUUUGUACCAAGUAUGUCAGUUGUAAUGCUUAAGACCCGUUAAUCGUCAUUUUGUAUGAAACUUUUGCAUUUGUAUCACCAGCAUUAUUGCAUAAUUUAACAAUUCUCAAUAACUAGUAGCAAGGCUUGUUAAUGUGUAAUGAAGUUACAUUGCUGCCUGUCUUUUCCCCACGUAUUCUGCGUUAUCACGUGAUAAUUUUGUACAGUAAAUGAACUCUUCUAAUCCAGAUAGUUGCUUCGUGUACGAAGGUAGAACGAAUUUGAAUAUUCCCAAAGCUAUUUUUGUAUGGUUGCAAUGUAUGUGUUUUUAUGGUAGCUUUAUCCACAGUAACUGUGGUAUGUUAGCUUUUGUAUAGUAGUGCUUGUGAUGGUAGACUUUAUAUCACAUUCCAGUGUUUAUAGUGUCUUGUAACAGGCUACAACUUUGUAUUAUUGUCUAACUUGUGAUGUCGGAAUGCUAGAAACUGUAGGAAGAAAACAUACCUAAGGUAAACACAAAACAUUGUACUGAAUUUGUAGAUGUUGAAAACACAGUAGACGUAUGGUUUGUAGACUGGAGUAACAUAACAUUUUUGUGACUAUUCCCAUGGUUUGCCACAAGCAAUAAGUUGAAUUAUUAGACCUUUCCAACGUAAGCUAGUUUAAGACUUUAAGUGGUGUCCAUAUUUUACACUGUUAGAAUGAACAUAUGGUAGAGAUUUAAUCCAAGUGAUGGCUCCAGUUUGAGCUACCCAAUGGUGCAUUGCAGUAAAAUGCUCAUGUUUGUACUCAAAUGGGUUUAAAAGAUGUUCAUUUGUUGGAAAGGACCUGAGAUGGUGCUCUGGUUGGGAAUGAUGACCAUGUUUAUUUUCGAAUAUCAUUAUACUCUGUUUAUUUAUUAAACUGGAUAACAACACCCAAA